This is a messenger RNA of Knipowitschia caucasica, 7878 nucleotides long. NCBI's taxonomy places the organism in Eukaryota, Metazoa, Chordata, Actinopteri, Gobiiformes, Gobiidae. The record is from the annotation of a GenBank genome assembly.
AUGCAGGAUGCAGUAGCCGGGACGGCAAUGCUGACGGACGGCUUCGAGGACGAGAUUGACUCGGUGACUCCUCGCUCCCCAGUGGCAGGGAUGGGGGUAGGAGCGACGCCAGGAGGAGUCGGACUGGGGGGCAUUGGGAUUGGUGUAGGCGGAAAGAAAGUACGUUUGUACGGGGAGCCAAGCGGGCCUGCAGCCGAAAGACUGGAUUUCAAACUAGCGGCCGCGGCCGUCCUCUCCUCUGGUGCUGGAUCCGGCAGCGACGAAGACGAGGUUUCAGAGGUGGAGUCCUUCAUUCUGGACCAGGACUUGGACAACCCCAUCAUGAAGACGGCGUCGGAGUUGCUCUUGUCUAGUGCCACAGAUGGAGUUGAUUUGAGAACUGUUGAUCCAGAGACACAAGCACGGCUCGAAGCUUUAUUGGAAGCUGCAGGCAUCGGUAAACUAUCCACUGCCGAUGGUAAAGCUUUUGCAGACCCUGAAGUGCUACGGCGGCUGACAUCAUCUGUGAGUUGUGCCCUGGACGAGGCGGCUGCAGCCCUGACACGGAUGAGGGCGGAAAACACACUCAACGCAGGCCAAGCAGACAACCGUAGUUUAGCAGAGGCGUGCUCUGACGGGGAUGUAAAUGCAGUCCGCAAACUAUUGGACGAGGGACGGAGCGUCAAUGAACACACAGAAGAAGGAGAGAGCCUGUUGUGUCUUGCCUGCUCAGCUGGCUAUUAUGAACUUGCCCAGGUGUUAUUGGCUAUGCAUGCCAAUGUAGAGGACAGAGGCAUCAAAGGGGACAUUACACCACUCAUGGCCGCAGCCAGUGGAGGUUAUGUAGAUAUUGUCAAGCUCUUACUGGUCCAUGGAGCAGACGUAAACGCACAGUCAUCAACAGGAAACACAGCUCUCACAUACGCAUGUGCAGGUGGCUUUGUAGAUGUGGUAAAAGUGUUGCUCAAAGAGGGUGCUAACAUCGAGGACCAUAAUGAGAACGGACACACGCCCCUCAUGGAGGCUGCAAGUGCGGGCCAUGUGGAGGUUGCCAGAUUGCUCUUGGAGUAUGGAGCUGGCAUCAACACACACUCCAAUGAGUUUAAAGAAAGCGCUCUCACACUCGCCUGCUACAAAGGUCACUUGGACAUGGUGCGUUUUCUGUUGGAGGCUGGAGCAGAUCAGGAACACAAGACUGAUGAAAUGCACACAGCUCUGAUGGAAGCUUGCAUGGAUGGCCAUGUGGAGGUAGCGCGGCUUCUAUUAGAUAGCGGCGCUCAGGUGAACAUGCCCGCGGAUUCCUUUGAGUCGCCUCUCACCCUGGCAGCCUGUGGGGGACAUGUGGAGCUGGCAGCCUUGCUCAUCGAGAGAGGAGCUAACCUGGAGGAGGUUAAUGAUGAGGGAUACACGCCUCUUAUGGAAGCGGCUAGAGAAGGUCACGAGGAGAUGGUAGCUCUGCUACUAGCUCAAGGGGCAAACAUCAACGCACAGACCGAAGAAACCCAGGAAACCGCCCUGACUUUGGCGUGCUGUGGAGGGUUCUUAGAGGUUGCGGACUUUCUCAUUAAGGCGGGAGCUGACAUUGAGUUGGGCUGUUCCACUCCUCUCAUGGAAGCUGCACAGGAAGGCCAUCUGGAGUUGGUGAAGUACCUACUUAAUGCUGGAGCAAAUGUUCAUGCAACAACAGCCACUGGGGACACGGCGUUAACUUAUGCCUGUGAAAAUGGUCAUACAGAUGUUGCAGAUGUGCUUCUGCAGGCUGGAGCCAACCUGGAACAUGAGUCUGAAGGUGGGAGGACUCCUUUGAUGAAAGCAGCAAGGGCAGGUCAUCUCUGCACAGUGCAAUUCCUGAUCAGCAAAGGGGCUAAUGUGAAUCGGACGACUGCUAAUAACGAUCACAUAGUGGUGUCGCUGGCCUGUGCUGGAGGACAUCUCGCUGUUGUAGAGCUACUGCUGGCACAUGGAGCUGACCCAACGCACAGACUCAAAGAUGGUUCAACAAUGUUGAUAGAAGCUGCUAAGGGUGGUCACACUAAUGUGGUGUCCUACCUGUUGGAUUAUCCCAACAACAUCCUGUCUGUCCCAGCCCCAGAUCUGUCACAACUUACGCCUCCUUCGCAAGAUGCCUCUCAGGUUCCUCGUGUCCCAUUCCAAGCCCUCGCCAAUUUGGUGCCCCCCCAGGAGCCCGACCAAGCCCCAUCAAACAUUGCCUCUCCCCCUCCUGUCUCAUGCAAGGCAAUGUCCAAGCAGAGACAAGCGGCCCUUCAGCCCACUGUGCCCAAUUCAACUAGCCGAGGGGCAGAGGCAGAUCAUCUGCCGACCUUCCACUUGUGCCAGCCUCUUGAGUGUAUUGUGGAGGAGACUGAGGGAAAGCUCAAUGAGCUUGGGCAGAGGAUUAGCGCCAUUGAAAAAGCCCAACUUCAGUCAUUAGAACUUAUUCAGGGGGAGCCUCUCACCAAAGACAAAAUUGAGGAGUUGAAGAAGAGCAGAGAAGAACAGGUUCAGAAGAAAAAGAAAAUUCUGAAAGAACUGCAGAAGGUAGAGCGCCAGCUGCAGAUAAAAACACAGCAACAGUUCACCAAAGAAUAUAUGGAGGCCAAGGGUUUAAAAGAAGAGCAGGAGCCUGGCCAAAGCCAAGGCCCUGGCCCCGGUCCUGGGCCUGGACCAGGAAGUCCGACUUCUCCAAUGCUGCUUCCCACACCUCCAGGUGCCCAAGUCAACACCAGCUCUGACACCGAUGAUGAGGCAAACCGUGAUGACGAGCAAGAGCAGCCUGCAGAGGUGGAACAGGAGGAGGAAGACUAUGAUUAUGAUGAGGAUGGUUCAGACGAAGAUCCUGAUGGGGAAGAGGAUUUUGCAAAACUUCCUCAGACGCAGCCACAGCCCCCACCUCCACCUCUCCAAGCGGCCUUUGUUCCCAUCCCACCUCUGCCAGACUACAAUCCGGCGGACUACCCCGGGAGUGCUAGUCCAGAGCUCCAGAGGGUACUAGUGGGCCAGCAGAUGCUAGGGCAGCAGCAGGGCCAAGCUAAACAAUUAACUGGGAUUGGCCCAGGAAUGUUGCCACCACAGCCCUCUAAUGGUCUCAUGUUGGCCACACCUGCACAAACCCUCACAGACACGCUCGAUGACAUUAUGGCAGCUGUGAGCAGUCGUGUACCUAUGUUGAAUACUACAACUUCACCAACGCCCUUGUCCCAGCCACCCUCACAGACGCCUGCAAACAUCUCUACUCCUCCUUCUGUUUUGCCUCUUUAUCUUUCACUUGACAUUGAUGCACAUACGGAGAGUAACCAUGACACCGCGCUGACGCUGGCAUGUGCAGGUGGGCACGAAGAGCUGGUGUCAGUCCUGAUAGCUAGGGGAGCUAACAUUGAGCAUCGGGACAAAAAAGGAUUCACCCCUCUCAUCCUGGCUGCUACGGCUGGUCAUGUGGGAGUAGUGGAAGUCCUCCUGGACAAAGGUGGUGAUAUUGAGGCGCAGUCAGAGAGAACCAAAGACACGCCGCUCUCCUUGGCUUGCUCCGGAGGGCGUCAGGAAGUGGUAGAGUUGCUGCUGCUUCGAGGAGCAAAUAAAGAGCACCGCAAUGUCUCUGACUACACACCACUCAGCUUGGCGGCUUCUGGUGGUUACGUCAACAUCAUUAAGAUACUUCUCAAUGCUGGUGCUGAAAUUAACUCAAGAACUGGCAGCAAACUUGGAAUCUCUCCUCUAAUGCUCGCAGCAAUGAAUGGCCAUGUACCCGCUGUAAAACUGCUAUUAGACAUGGGCUCUGACAUCAAUGCCCAGAUUGAGACCAACCGAAACACUGCCUUGACCUUGGCUUGCUUUCAAGGGCGAGCAGAGGUCGUUAGCCUGCUAUUAGAUCGCAAGGCAAACGUAGAACAUCGUGCUAAGACUGGUCUCACUCCUCUGAUGGAGGCAGCCUCUGGAGGCUAUGCUGAAGUUGGACGAGUGCUUCUGGAUAAAGGUGCCGAUGUCAAUGCUCCUCCUGUGCCCUCUUCUCGAGACACUGCCCUCACCAUUGCUGCUGACAAAGGCCACUACAAGUUUUGUGAGCUACUUAUCAGCAGGGGUGCUCAUAUUGAUGUGCGUAACAAAAAAGGGAAUACACCUCUCUGGCUUGCUGCUAAUGGCGGACAUUUUGACGUGGUUCAGCUUUUGGUUCAUGCUAGUGCUGAUGUGGAUGCAGCUGACAACCGCAAGAUUACCCCACUAAUGGCUGCUUUUCGAAAGGGCCAUGUGAAAGUGGUACAGUAUCUUGUAAAAGAAGUCAACCAAUUCCCGUCAGACAUCGAGUGCAUGAGAUAUAUUGCCACCAUUACUGAUAAGGAGCUGUUAAAGAAGUGCCAUCAGUGCAUGGAGACCAUUGUCAAGGCCAAAGAUCAACAGGCAGCUGAAGCCAACAAAAAUGCAAGCAUCCUCUUGAAAGAGCUUGACCUGGAGAAGUCACGAGAGGAGAGCAAGAAGCAGGCCUUAGCUGCAAAGCGUGAAAAGCGCAAGGAGAAACGCAAGAAGAAAAAAGAGGAGCAGAAAAGAAAACAAGAGGAGGAGGAGGGGCAGAAACCCAAGGAUGAGUUUGAGAUGCUGGAUGAGAAAGACGAUUCCGCAGAAGAAGCAGAGGUUCCAAUUGAGCCUCCAAGUGCCACCACCACCACUACAAUUGGCAUAUCGGCCACAUCCCCCACAUUCACUACAGCUUUUGGUAAGAAGAGGGCAAGUGUGGCUACCACCCCGAGCACCAAUCGCAAAAACAAAAAGAACAAGACCAAGGACUCUUCCCCGAGCGAACCAAUCAUAUUACAAGACUCACAGGUUGCACUAGCGCAGCAUAAGGCUGACAAGAACAAGAUUCAUGGUGAGCCCCGGGGUGGGGGCGGGGGAGUGACGAGUGGCAACAGCGACUCAGACCCCUUGGACAGCACUGACUGUGCCAGUGAAAGCAGCAGUAGUGGAGGCAAGAGUCAAGAGCUCAACUAUCUCCCUGACCUGACUUCCUCUGCCUCAUCAUCGUCAUCAUGCUCGUCCUCUUCAGCACCCUCUUCAGGAGCAAUGCAAUCACAACCCCUUCCACCAGGUUCAGAAAAAAGGCACUUUCUCCAUUCAACAGAGAACAGAAUUGACAAUAAAGUCACAGUCUCCAUCUCAAAACCAACACAAAAAAUUCCAGACAUGAGUGACUCGACCUCAAACUCCCUUCCCUCACCAUUUAAAACCAUGGCUCUACCAGUUAACUCGGCAAGCUCUAAGCUAAGCCUUACGAGCCCUAAGCGUGGUCAAAAGAGGGAAGAAGGAUGGAAAGAAGUUGUCAGAAGAUCGAAGAAGCUCUCAGUUCCCGCAUCUGUGGUCUCUCGGAUUAUGGGUCGAGGAGGCUGUAACAUCACAGCGAUUCAAGAUGUGACUGGGGCUCAUAUUGAUGUGGACAAACAGAAAGACAAGAAUGGAGAGAGGAUGAUUACUAUUAGAGGCGGCACAGAGUCCACUCGAUAUGCAGUCCAGCUAAUCAAUGCUCUAAUUCAAGAUCCUGCCAAAGAGCUAGAAGAUCUGAUUCCCCGAAAUCACAUCCGAGCUCCUGGCUCUAAAACAGCUGCUUUCCCAAAUACAACCACCAGUGGUUCUGCCACCAAAACGCUGAGCUCUCAUGUCACGUCUUCUGGGGUCUCGUUCCAGCCGACAUCUUCAAUCUCCUCUCAAGCCGGGGGAAAGAUUGGGAAGGUUAUGCCAUCAAAUGUCAGACAGCCUUUUCCUGUGUCUCUGCCUCUCGCGUACGCCCAUCCUCAGUUUGCACUACUUGCUGCUGCUCAAACGAUGCACCAAAUCCGACAUCCUCGUCUACCCGUGGCGCACUUUGGUGGAACCUUUUCCCCUGCUUCCAGCACAUGGGGUCCUUUUCCUGUGCGCCCGGUAAGUCCUGGUAGUGCAAACAGUUCCCCCAAACAUAAUGGAGGGAGUGGAAGCACGGCUGGCCAGGCAAGACCCAACUCUGCCCAUGGCGACCAUAGCAACGCAUCAAACGCAGGUGCGCCAGUCACAACAACCACCACCACCACUACCAGCACUCCCAACACAUCAACUGCGGCCUCUCCUCAUACCCCUAAUCCCACGGCUUACAACCCUCAAACGAGCGUACCGACGCCGUCUUCUGUACGAAAACAGCUCUUCGCCCCUGAGCCCAAGUCCCCCGGAGUCAAUGCAGUAUCUGUUUCAUCUGCGCUGUCCACUAAUGUUAGUAAUGCAGUACGGGGGACAGGGUCUCCAGCACAUCACAGCUCAACAAGUGUUGCUAAUGCGACACCGCAACCAGUGGGACCCAUCUCCCAGCCUCUCGUUCAGUCAGUCAAAAUGGAAACUGGCAAAGACAAGCCGUUGCUCCCAAUAGAGAGUCAUCCCAUUUCUGUCGGUGAGAACAUGGCUCCAGUGGGUUUCACACCUGCUCUGGUUUCAUCGUCCAAACCGGAGUCCCGGCAACAGUUACCUGCAACGUCAUCUUCUGUUCCAUCUUCGGAGGCACCACCGCCACUUCUUCAGCCCACUUCCAACCACCCUUCUGCCACCGCCCCUGUCCUGUCACACAAUAUUGCACAUCCCAACAACACUGUACCCCAUUUCUCUGCCCCUGCACCCAGAGUCUCUCAUCGUAUGCAGCCACCAGGGCCUUACUACCCUCACCCUGAGCAGCAGGCGCAGCAGCAACAGGCACAGCAGCACCAACAGUCUGUAUUUGUGCCGUUUAAUGCUCAAGAGCUCCCCAAACAGUCCCAGCCUGCAGGUCUGCCUCCCCAAGCUACAGGCUCACUUCAGGUCUCUGCAAACCUUGGUAUGAUCAAUGGUUCCCAGAUGCAGCACAUGGCCAGCCCAGGCAAACCGCAACAGAUCACUAACUUUGGUCCAGCCGGUCUAUUCAGCCUCAGCAGCAUCUUUGAGAAUAACAACCAGGUGGCUAACAAUCAGGUGUGGAGCCAUCUUCCUGCUCGGUCCCCUCCAGAGCAAACAUACUCUGCCCCACCAAACUACAUGGCCAUGGGUCAGAUGGACAGUAUGAUUCCUCAACCUCCUCCAGACAACUCCAAAGCCCCUGGAUACCGCUCAGCCUCCCAGAGGAUGGUUAAUAGCCCCAUGGCAUUGGCAAGCUAUACUACCAAUCCUGUGUAUCUACAUGGACAUACUGCAGUCGGUGCUCCUUCCUUCAGCAGACAGCACUUUUCCCCUCAUCCUUGGAGUGCAUCAACAUCAGGUGACUCUCCUGUUCCUCCUCCCUCAACCGUAUCCUCCUCUGCACUAUCUACAUCCGCGGUGGCCCCACCCCCACAGCCCAAACCAGGCGCCGCAUCGCAGCAGGAUCGGAAAGUGCCCCCACCCAUUGGCACAGAGAGGUUGGCUCGUAUUCGGCAGACGGGUUCAGUAAACCCACCGCUACUCACGACCAAUUACACCGCGUCUGUAGGGCAGGGAGGAAUAUGGUCAUUUGGCGUUGGCAGUGGUUCUGAGGCUAUGUCUGGUUGGUCCCAGCCACUGAUGAGCAGUCACAUGAUGCAUCCUCAGCUGCAAGCGGAGCAGUCUGCCUUUUCUCAACACCAGCCAAUGGAGCAGGAUGAUACCGGUAUUGCCAACCCAGCAAACAACUUCCACCAGCAGCAUAUGCCGAACAAUUACAUCCCUGACUUUCCCAAAGGAAUACCAAUAUCAAUGUAUGGAGGAACCAUGCUGCCCCCUCAUCCACCCAUGGCGGAGGGGCCAGGAGGGGCAAUGUACAACAGUUUGCACACAGGCGACCCUGCAUGGAGUCCCAUAAUCAAAGUGGUCCCAAAUAACACAGACAACUCUGACCCACAGCAGCAGGUAUGGCCUGGUUCCUGGGCACCUCAUCUGGGCAACGUGCAUCUGAAUCACGUCAAUUAG